Messenger RNA from Larimichthys crocea (large yellow croaker), 6538 nucleotides. It is a transcript of the gene tecpr1b, whose product is annotated as tectonin beta-propeller repeat containing 1b. The transcript is spliced from 26 exons. The record is from RefSeq and is a predicted model, not a curated record. Gene Ontology annotation, cellular component: membrane. NCBI's taxonomy places the organism in Eukaryota, Metazoa, Chordata, Actinopteri, Sciaenidae. The coding region runs from base 567 to 4148 and encodes 1193 amino acids.
UGUUGGACCCUGAGGGAUGAGGGAGCUGUCCCAGGUACUUGUUGUUCCCCCUGACUUCACCAAACAGCUCUCGGUCUUGUAGAUAGAGACCAAAGUGGCUUCAGCUUUCCCCCUCUGCAUUAAAUAUACUGUACGAAAACAAGUUAAACCAAACCUGGCGCUUCAAUAAUUCAUUUGGCGCUGAAUAAAUUAUUGAAAUAUGCGCGUCAAUCAGCCUCGGCACGUCUGGUGAAACAAAAAAAAGAAAAAAAAAAGCCCAGUGUUCCACCAAUAGGAAAGCAAGAUCCAACACUCCUGCAGAGUUUCCACCAAUGAGAGCAACGCUUCCUCCAUUUCCUGUUGUGGACUCGGUGAGUUGUUGGAUCCAGCAUUCCUGUGGUCCAGAAUGUGAAUUAAAGCAACAACAGAAAUGUGCAUGAGGGUCUUCACCUCCCGGCUGCACAGGUGCUGCACAUGACACAUCAUAUCAUGGGCCUCGGAGACGGCAGGUGUCCGCUGAUGUCAUGACCCGUCUGUUGAUAUUCCCUUGACAACCGCGGAUCGGAUACCUAUAUUCAGGGGUCAUCAUGCCCAUCACGCUGAUCUGGGCCGUGGACGUGUAUGGCAGGGUGUACAGCCUCUCCACAGCUGGCCAGCGGUGGGAGCGCGCAGACGACAUGCUGCUGGAGCUGAAGCGCGUCACUGCGGGGAAGGGGCGCUGCUGGGGCAUCGGCUGUGACCACCAUGUUUACCUCAACAUGAUGCCCAGCGAGACCCCCAUCCGCUAUCGGGAGGAGACUUAUGAAAACCAGAGGUGGAACCCAGUGGACAGCUUCACCGACACGCUGCUGCCCACCGACCGCUGGCCGUGGAGCGACGUGACCGGGAUGAAUCCUCAACCACUCCACAGCUUUAAGCUGCCCUCCCGCAGCUGGGAGUGGGAGGGGGACUGGUAUGUGGAUCAGACCUGUGGAGGAGAACCCAGCCAGACUGGAGGUUGGGAGUAUGCGGUAGAUUUCCCGGCCAACUUCUCCCCGGACAAGAAGUGGAACUCUUGUGUUCGUCGCAGGCGGUGGAUCCGCUACAGGAGAUAUAUAGCACAAGGCACCUGGGCAAAGAUCCCUCUGGACAAUCCCAGGAAGCCCCCGCUGCCGCUCUGUGACAUAAGCUGUGGUGGUUGGGAGAUGAGUGACCAGUCUGGAAAGUAUCCCUACCUCUGGGGUGUGUCUCAACAAGGACAGGUGUGGUUCAGGGAGGGCAUCCACCCUCGGGUCCCAGAGGGCUCCGGCUGGGAGGAGGUAGAGGUGCCCAAAGAGGUGGCUCAGUUAUCCGCCGGCCCCGGAGACCUGCUGUGGGCUUUACUCUGGGAUGGGAACCUGCUGGUCCGUACUGGCCUCAGCCUGGACAGCCCGACUGGCACAUCGUGGGGGGAGGUGGAAUCACCAGGGAAGGAGAUUGAAGCGCUUCAUGUGGCUGUUGGAGUCAGCGUGGUCUGGGUGAUCACUAAAGACUAUAAGGUGUGGUUCAGGCGUGGUGUCAACUCCCACAACCCUUGUGGCUCCGGCUGGAUCAGCAUCGGAGGAGAGAUGAUGAUGGUGGAUGUAGGACUCAAUGACCAGGUGUGGGCGGUAGGUGAGGACCGCGGCCUGUAUUUCAGAAUGGGUGUGACCCCGACUGAACCAAGUGGGAACGGUUGGAUUCCUGUUUCGGCCCAAUGGGGAAACAAUAAAGAGGUUGUUCCACCCAGGAAUGAGUUUAGUGGCCAGCUGACUGAGGCCUCACAGGGCUCAGUUCUGAGCUGCACCGACUCAGACUCAGAGAUAGGUCCAUCUGACCCAGAAAAAAGCUCUAAUGAAACCCCGGUCGUGGAGGCAGCCGCCUCCUCCGUGGUCCCUUUAGGGGGAGCCGACACACCUUCACCUCCCCUGAAAACAGAGGAUACUCCGUCAGCCCCCCAGCAGGAUGCUCCCAAACCCUUCAUCCCCGCCAGCGACAGCUUCAUCAACAGCCUGGUCUCAGACCGCGACAAAACUACCACACCCCAGCCGUCCAUCGCAGAGCUACCGCAGGAAGAAGUCGAGGAGUCGGCCCCAGCUCAGAUACUCCCAACCCCUGAGGCUGUAGGACAUGACGUCCCCUGGAUGAACGUGGAUCUAGAGGGGGCAGAAGCGGCUCGAAGUGCCCAGGCAGGGGCGAGGCUAUCUCUGAGCGAUGGCAGUGCUGCUGCUACCUACGCCCUGGGGACUCUGGAGACCUCUCAGGGUGUUGGAGAAGAGGACGGGCCGGUGUGGACCUGGAUCUCCGGUGGAGGUUGCGAUGUGGACGCAGAGCGGAGUUCACAGAUCAGCUGGCUCAGUCCCACAGGUCCUCUCACCAGCUCCCUGUCACUGACUCCAGUACAGUCAGCAGCCUGGAGCGAACAGCAACAGCAGGAACACAGAGAGGAGAUCAGCAAGAAACCACUGGAGAGAAGCAACUCGGUGUGGAUGCGUAAAGGUGCGUUGCGCUGGUGGAGAGACUGGAAGCCUCAGCGUUGGGUAGAUGUCAGCGUUGCUCUCGAACAGUCCACCAGGUCUGACGGCAGGAAGGACAGCAUUUUCUUUGUCUACUACACCCAGUACGAUGAGAAGAAGUACCUUCAUGUGUUUAUAAAUGAAGUGACAGCGCUGGUUCCCGUGCUCUGGGACUGCCACUAUGCCUUCGCUGUGUACACGGCUCAAAGGACCAAACAGAGGUGGCCUCUGGUUCUGGCAGCACAAACUGAAAAGGACAUGAACGACUGGCUGAGUCUGUUGUGUGACUGUUGCUGUGAGUGUCGAGGGAUCACAGGUCCACCAUCCAGGCAGGCCCUGUGGUCCACAACCUCGAAGGGGGACGUCAUGAUCCAUGAGCCGUCCUUCUCCUUGGAGGCAACCGCAAACACACUGGCCUGUGACCUCAUGUUCUGGCGACAGGUCCCGGGUCACCUGCGCUGUGUAGAGUCUAACAGUCUGGGUGUGGUGUGGGGCAUCGGGUGGGACAGCACCGCCUGGGUCUACAGCGGGCACUGUGGGCAACAGCCCAACCCGGGAGACGCAGCUCAGACGCACCAGCAGACCGAUGUCAGGAGUGUUCACGUGUAUGAGAAUCAAAGAUGGAACCCCAUGACAGGAUACACAGACAAAGGACUUCCUACAGAUCGCCCAAUGUGGAGUGAUGAGAGCGGACUGAAGGAGUGCACCAAAGGCAACACACACCCGCCCUCUCCUCAGUGGUCCUGGGUGUCAGAGUGGGCUGUGGACUACAACGUCUCUGGAGGGGCAGACAAAGAAGGCUGGCAGUAUGCUGCAGACUUCCCUGUGACGUUUCACGGCCACAAAACCAUGAAAGACUUUGUGAGGCGAAGAAGGUGGACGAGGAAGUGCAAGAUCACGCUGAGAAGUCCAUGGCAGCAGGUCCCACCCAUUACUCUGAGUGACAUCUCUCUGAUGCCAUGCCUGGCACAGAGCAGGAUGGAGCAGAUCCCAGUCUGGGCGCUCAGUGAUAAGGGAGAUGUUUUGUGUCGUCUAGGAGUCAGCCCCCAAAACCCUGCGGGCAGCUCCUGGCUACACGUGGGCACAGAUCAACCGUUCAAGUCUAUCUCCAUCGGCGGAGCCAACCAGGUGUGGGCCAUUGCCAAGGACGGAGCUGUGUUCUACCGAGGAUCUGUUUCCCCACAAAACCCAGCAGGUGAAUGCUGGUACCACAUCCCGUCUCCCCCACGACAGACUCUCAGACAGCUGUCUGUUGGACGGACCUCCGUCUUUGCUGUGGAUGAAAACAGUAACUUGUGGUACAGACAGGGUCUCACCCCUAGCUACCCUCAGGGGUCCGCCUGGGAGCUCAAUUCUAACAAUGUCACCAAGGUUUCUGUGGGACCGCUGGACCAGGUAUGGAUCAUAGCGGAUGGAGUUCCAGGGUUCCCUGCUGAGGCACCUGGAGCCGUCUGCCACAGGGUGGGGGUGGGACCCAUGCAACCUAAGGGCCAGUCGUGGGACUAUGGCAUAGGGGGAGGAUGGGAGCACAUCAGUGUGAGAGGGAACUCAGCAGAGGCUCCUCGCCCCCCUCACCCUCCUACUGUCGGAUCCCCACGCAGCCCGCUGGCACAGCGACCUCCGACACAAGUGAACGGGAACGUUGUGGGUGUGUAGCACCAUCUCCACCUCCUCUCCCACCCCAGCCCUGUUUGUGCCUGGAUCCACAUCAGACCGUCCCCACAGGCUCUUAUCCCUUCAUGUAAAGGGAAUGCACAAUCAUACCAUUCAGUUUUUACUCUAUAUUUUGGUUGGGAUUUGACACUUGAUCGAUGGAUGAAUGUUACUCGCUGGGGCUUGUUUCCCAGGCUGAGAUCACGUCAGUAUGCAGUGAUGAUGAAAAGAGGAAAGGGAGCACAAGAGCAUUUAAGUAGAAUGGAUCAAAAUUUCAAAGUGAGUGCAUGUGUUUGCUCUUACUAGGCUUACUGGGUGUUUUGGGAUCUAGCAAUAGCUUUUAUUCUUCUAUACAAUAUCCUGUGAAAACCUAAGAGGGGGGGCGGGGGCUUUGAUAAAGGACUAAGGCUUGGGUACCAAACUUACUUCAAACACAGUCCCACAGUAUCCUAAAUUGUCUCGGCUUCUAGAAUCUUGUUUGUUUUUGUCUGUCAUACAUUUGCAAGUGAUUAUUUAUUUAUUUAUUUAUUUAUUAUGCAUUUGUUGAAUUCUCUAUUAUGUUUUGGCCUAUUAUAUGUUUGCAAUGGAGUGUUUUUCGCCCAUAUUGCUACGAGAAGUCUCCCUAACGCCGAUCGCUUUUUCAAAAAAAAAAAAAGAGGCAAAAUUUGACAUCUCUGUACUUCAGGACAAAUAUAAUGCUCCUUAAAUUACAAGUGACCGCAGAGAGAAAAAUCCGGACAUUUCCAGAUGAUACCUCUCUCCGCCUGCAAUAAAGAAAGUUCUUCCAGUUGUAUCCAUCCACAUAACUGCUAUGACCACGAUAUGACCGUGACUGUUGAAACCGCGCUGCAGGUCUGAAUGUCACCAUGACUCGACAUUCAUCUAACAAAGGCACUCAAAUGUGAAAUAAAAGUCUAAAAAUGUCGUUUUAUGUUCUGACAUUCAUUCAGUCGGUCUGGAAAACCAGCUGAUUUGCAGUUUGUUUGAAACUUUUAUAAGCCUUUAUUUGAAUAAAUUGACUGUGAGGAUGAAAAUAGUAGUUGCAUUAAGCACUGAUAUCCAUAGGAUGUGUCUUUAUUUGAUAGGUGCAGGUAGAGACACGCAACAAACGUCUCCAGACAGAAUCAAACCAGGGACGUUGUGGUUAUGUAGUAUGCAUCUCAACCACUCAGCCCCUGGACGCCACAAAAAAGGUCUAUUGUUGACCUUUGGGACAUAGUCAAGGCCAAAAAUAUUGGUAUUUUCAUGUUUAUUUCCUUUGUUUGCAGUGGAAUGACACAACAAAAUCUAAGAUAUUUUACACAAAGUGGAAAAAAAUAGGCCGAACAAAAUUAUUGGCACCCUCAACUUAAUAUUUGGUAGCACACCCUUUGGAAAAAAUAACAACUCAGUCGCUUCCUCAUUUUUUACACCUCUGUAGUCUUCUUUCGUAACUGGUCCAGAUCUUUCAGACUUGAUGGGUUCCUUUUCCCGAACGCUGUUUUAGGAUCUCUGCACAGGUGCUCUAAGGGAUUUAAAUCUGGACUCUUUUAUUGUCCUGUUGUAAGACCCAUGACCUAUGGGAUAUAUUGAGUGUAAGGCAGGAAAACAUGCUGGAGUAUCUCAGCAACAACCUUCCUCACACCGUUAGAGCUCAGCUGAGAUCUCACGCAUACCGCCUCACCUCCCUAGGCCAACUCCGAAUCCACAAGUUUGUGUGGCGUGUAGACAAAAACUAUAUCUAAACGAUACCUCCCACACUUAUUCUUCCCACCACAGAGAAAACAAACCACAUCCUGAGAGCCAGUUCUUGUAUCCAGGGAUCAUUCCUUCACCUGGCUGUACGACUGGCAAGACACCACGCACAAGUUAGAAGUUCAUUUGCAUUUAUUUUCAUAUUAAACAGUGUAAUUAUAAACAUUUCAUUCAAUUACACUAAGCAUGAUAAAUAUGAAGUAAAAAUAUUUUUUAAAAUCUACAAGUUUAAAGGACAGAAUGAUUUCACAUCUGCUUUUUGUGUCUUAAUUUAACUGCUUUUAGCCGACAACUGUGAUAUGUUCCUCUGAUCAACUCAGUUUUUAAGUUACAAAAUGAAACCUCAUACCUAUAACUCAGUUACAUCAUUUCCCAUUUACAGACAGAAAAAAAAAAUUAACAUUUACAUACAUCGGUACGGUUCAACAUUAAGUUACAUUUCUCAAAUGUGCAAGAUUAAGCAAACGUAUACUGUAGUCAAAUAAAACAAGAUUUCCUUAAAUAAAUGUUCAAGUUUAACUGAAGCACAGGCUGCUGGUUUUUAAACAGAGGUUAACAUUGUCUAAGAUACUGUACAGUGCCUUCUGAAUGGGGCGGGGGAAGAUGGACAAUAUCUACUACAGGUGAAGUAUAGCUGUUCAUCUGUGACAAAAAAAAAA